AUGGAUCCAGUAAGAUCAAUAGAAGACCAGUUCUCCAAGUUGCAUCCAUCCUUGCCAGUGAACACUCGAAUUGGGAUAGUGGGGGGUGGUCCAAGUGGCUUAUCAGCUGCUUAUGCAUUAUGCAGGCUUGGUUAUAAAGACGUGACCGUGUUGGAGAAGCAUCAUACAGUUGGUGGCAUGUGUGAAUCAGUGGAAAUUGAAGGGAAAGUUUAUGACUUAGGCGGGCAAGUUCUUGCUGCAAGUAGCGCUCCUGUCAUUUUUCACUUGGUAAAAGAGACAGAGUCUGUGCUAGAAGAAAUGGAUUCCCACAAGCUUGCUGUUAUUGAGCGUUCUACAGGAAAAUAUCAAGAUAUUAACGUUGCAGAUGAUUAUGUAUCUGUGAUGUCACUUACAUUGGAGAUCCAAGAAAUGGUAAAGAAUUCUGAUCGUAUUGGGGUCCACGCUGUUACUGAACUCACUUCAGACUUAAGUCCAAAAUAUAUUGAGCGACAUGGACUCAAAUUUGUUCCUAAAUCCGUAGCCUAUGGUUACACUGCUUCAGGAUAUGGGUUUGUUCAAGAUAUGCCAUACGCAUAUCUUCAUGAAUUUACAAGAACAUCAAUGGCUGGAAAAAUUAGACGUUUUAAAGGUGGAUAUACAAGUCUUUGGCAGAAGAUUGCUGAUGCACUUCCACUGAAACUUCAUUGCAACACUGAAGUUUUGGCUGUUAGACGCAACUUUGAAGGUGUCAUUGUUAAUGUCAAGACUUUUGAUGAAGUUAAAACAAUGGAGUUUGACAAGAUUAUAAUCUCGGGAAACUUUCCAUUAAAAUAUGGAAGAACUUAUAGAUCCCCACCUUCAGCUUCCAUAGAGCAUGAAAUGGAAGUCAUGGAUGUCAGUGAUCUUGAAAGGGAUUUAUUCAGCAAAGUAGAGACAAAUGACUACUACACUACUGUUGUGAAGAUUAAAGGGCUCGAAGAUAUGCCUGUUGGAUUUUAUUAUUUUAGUGAGUUUAUGGAAGAUCCUAGCACAAUCGGAAAUCCAGUUGCGUUGCAGAAAUUCUAUGCUGACACUGAUAUAUUCUUGCUAUGGUCAUAUGGCAACUCUGAUGACAUUAAGGGACCAAUUGUCACCGAGCUUGCGAUCAAUGCAGUAGAAGCCAUCGGAGGAAAAGUUGAGAAUGUUAUUCUUCAACGUCGUUUUAAGUAUUUCCCUCAUGUUAGCAGUCAAGAUAUGAAAGAUGGUUUCUAUGACAAAUUUGAAUUAGAACUUCAAGGUUCGAGGAAUACUUACUUUGUAGGUGGACUUGUGGCAUUUGAGCUUACAGAGAGAAAUGCAUCUUAUGCUAUGGCUUUAGUCUGCAAGAACUUUGGGAAUAACAGUGAUCUGCCAGUAUUUCCUUACACGAAGACAUGUGCUUACUAG
This is a messenger RNA of Neltuma alba, 1404 nucleotides long. RefSeq lists its product as uncharacterized. The record is from RefSeq and is a predicted model, not a curated record. Gene Ontology annotation, molecular function: oxidoreductase activity. Lineage: Eukaryota; Viridiplantae; Streptophyta; Magnoliopsida; Fabales; Fabaceae. The transcript is spliced from 6 exons. The coding region runs from base 1 to 1404 and encodes 467 amino acids.